This is a messenger RNA of Anastrepha ludens (Mexican fruit fly), 453 nucleotides long. RefSeq lists its product as uncharacterized. Lineage: Eukaryota; Metazoa; Arthropoda; Insecta; Diptera; Tephritidae. The transcript has a single exon. The record is from RefSeq and is a predicted model, not a curated record. The coding region runs from base 1 to 453 and encodes 150 amino acids.
AUGAACGAUGCAAAUCUCAGGCCAAAAUGUCCUUUCGUUGAGGAGGAGACUUUACAAAAACCGGUAGUCGUUAUGCGUCUUACAAGAACAUCGCUGAAUGCUGAAACUGAAAUGUUAUCAGAGGAAGAGGCAGAUGAUGACGAGAGCGAAGGCAGUGCUGAUGCAACUGGAUUCGACCACAAUGGUUAUACACUCGUUGAACUUAGCAAAACACAAGUGCAACAGCUCUUUGAUAGUGGCAAAUUACAAUUGGUAGAGAGUGAAGAUGGGAAUACUUCGAUGAUUAAUAUGUACAAAGAAAAUGCUGGAGAUACAGACGAUUUGGAUGAUUUGGACGAUGCAGAUGAACGGUCCAAAAAGCGCCCUUGGCGCAAAAUCAAACGCAUACUCCGACGACAACUGGUUAAGAAGCCAAAACGUUAUUUUAAGAAAAUUGCGCAUAGCAUCGGUUAG